Molecule: messenger RNA, 936 nt
Organism: Clonostachys byssicola
Lineage: Eukaryota; Fungi; Ascomycota; Sordariomycetes; Hypocreales; Bionectriaceae
Source: the annotation of a GenBank genome assembly
AUGUCCGGCGUGCUCCCACAACCCCCACAACCCAGACAAUACAGACAUCUCAAAGCUGCUACCAAAGCCUCGCAAGAAAACCAAGCACAGGCAGCUGCCAAAGCCUUGCAAGACAAGCAAGCACAAGCAGCUGCCAAAGCCUUGCACGAAGAGAAGCAAGCACAAGCAGCUGCCAGAGCCUUGCAAGAGAAGCAGGCCAAAGCUGCAGAUCCCAACCACAUCAGCGAGCGCUUCGUUGCCACCCUCGCCAGAGAUAUUAACGCGGCAGGGAUCCCGUGUAUCCUUUGGGGAAACCGUCUCCUUCGAAUCCACGGAGUUCCCACGAUUCUUGGCUCGAUCGAAUUUGUAGUUCCCGACGGCAUGGUAUCAGCCGCCGCAGGAGCAAUCGCGCCUCGAGGACCGUUGCUAACCUGCCCGCACACCCUGACCUGCUCCGUGGCUACGCCGGCUCGUACCAGUCCCACGCCAGGCCGCCACUUUCACAUCCGAGAUAGGAAGGAUACGAUCGCCAUCUUGUCUCAGUCACAAGCCUUAUGGUUCCUCCCCGCAAUGGAAAAGAAGCUCCUGGCGCCUCACAAGUCUAGCCUGCCGUCGUACCUGAUCCUCGCCUCCGACCGGUCAGAGCUGCCGCCGCAGAGGCCGGGGCGCGGCUCUGGCUACUUCAAGUACCCGGAGAACCCCGUCGUCGCCGUCCCCGCUCACAUCGCCGUCGAGGCCUACAUGCGCCUGUACGCCCGUUAUGCUGGAGGACCUAGUGCUGCCGCCUUCAUGACCAGGAUCGCCUGGCUCCGGAUGUACGUCGAGGAGGACGGGUACGUCAUUGCGAAGCGGCUCCCGCAGUCGCUGCGCCCGUUCUAUGUUGAACUCAUCAACAACGCGCCUAUUCGCGAUUGGACCCAGAGGCUGCAAAAGGAACUUGGAGAGCGUCAGACAUGA